AGUCUGUGGUGUGUGUGUGUGUGUGUGUGUAUGUGCGUGUGUGUGUGUGUGUCGUCUGCUGCCACCUGCACUGUCCACAACAGGAUUCUCUCUGCAGUGUCAUGGCAUGUUGGGCUGCUGAUGCCUUCAGGUUAACAGGGACAGACUUUGAGCACACACUCAGUCCUGCAGGCGAGUAAACUUCUACAAGUCCUCCUGUAACUCCAGAUCUAAGUUCACCACCAUCAGAGAGAAUGGAGCCAGACCCGGACCACGCUAGGAAAGUGAUCUCCUGGAAUAGUCCACCUUCCUCUCUCUAGAUGCUGCUAAGCCCUCUAUGGAUUCAGCAGCUACCUGUUCGCUCACUUACAAAUGUUUGCUGAGAUAGUUCUAUUGAAGGAACAUUGAAGACAAAAAGCCACCUGGGCUGAGGACUGUGAGCACUCUGUGUCUGUGGUCAGGGCUUCAGUCAUGGGGAAGGAACAGGACCUGCUGCUGGCUGUGAAGACUGGAGAUCUUUUGCUGGCACACAAACUUCUCUCCAAAGUCAAGUGCAGCAAAACAAAGCUGCUGGGCUCCACCAAGAGACUCAACAUCAACUACCAAGACUCAGACGGCUUCUCGGCGCUGCACCAUGCGGCUCUGACAGGCCCCACAGAGCUGCUGUCUCUGCUGCUGGAGGCCCAGGCCACGCUGGAGGUCAAGGACAUCAACGGCAUGCGGCCCCUGCACUACGCAGCGUGGCAGGGGAAAGCUGACUCUGUCCUGCUGCUGCUGAGAGCCGGAGCUUCAGUCAACUCCCCCUCCCAUGAUGGACAGAUGCCGUUACACCUCUCUGCUCAGUAUGGUCACUACGAGGUGUCUGAGAUGUUGCUGCAGCACCAGGCUAACCCCUGCCUGCUGGACAAGGCUCAGAAGUCUCCGCUGGAUCUGGCCUGCGAGUUUGGGAGACUGAAGGUGGCUCAGUUGCUGCUGAGCAGUAACAUGGUUUCAGCGCUGUUAGAAGGGGGGGCAGGGCAGGAGAGUCUGGACUCUCCCCACACCACCCCCCUCCACCUGGCAGCCAGGAAUGGACACAAAGACAUCAUCAGGUUGCUGCUCAGAGCGGGGAUCGACAUCAACAGAGCCACCAAAGCCGGGACGUCUCUGCACGAAGCCGCUCUCUACGGCAAGACGGAGGUGGUGCGGCUGCUGCUGGAUGCGGGCAUCAAUGUGAACAUGCGCAACACGUACAACCAGACAGCCUUGGACAUCGUCAACCAGUUCACCACCUCCUCUGCCGGCAGGGAGAUCAAACAGCUGCUCAGAGAGGCAUCGAGCUCCCUGCAGGUCCGAGCAUUGAAGGACUACUGGAACCUCCAGGACCCCACGGCUCUGAACCUCCGCGCGGGGGAUCUGGUUAUGGUGGUGGAGCAGCACUCAGACGGACGCUGGAAAGGUCACAUCCAUGACACCCAGCAGGGUGCCGACCGGAUGGGCUUCUUCCCCCCCUCAGUGGUGGAGGUGCUCAGCAGACGAGCAGGUGUUACUCUCUCCCGCCAAGCCUCAACGCCCAGCCAGCAACAACACUCCAGAGCUCCGCCCUCCAACCACGGCCCCGCCCCUCAGACUGAUGACUCGUACACACUCGGAUAUGAUCCUGCAGGAUCUCCAUGUGACAGUCAGCUCCCAGCUAGUCCUGCUAGCCCCUCUCAGGACAUUUGGGUCCUCAGGAGCUCUCUCACUGGGGACAGGAUCAGUGUGGGCAGUGGGCGCAGUGUGGGCAGCAGCCGCAGCGCUGGCAGCGGUCAGAGCUCAGAGAGCAGACACAAACAGAACGGGGUUCAAACCCGGCACAAUGCGGACAGUGGAAAGCUGACCCCCUCUGCUGGUGAGUCAGGAGAACACCUCCACCCUGCAGCAGCAGAGCACAGCAAGCAGGCAGGCAAAUCAUCAGGAAGCUCCCAACGGCAGGUCAACGGCAGCACUCCUCAGAGAGGCUUUGUGAGGCCAGCAGAGCUUCUGGAGGGAAAGGACUCUGAGGCCAUCUACCAGUGGCUGUGUGAGUUUCAGUUGGAGCAGUACACAUCCAACUUCAUCCUCGCAGGAUACGAUGUCCCCACCAUCAGCAGGAUGACCCCUGAGGACCUGACAGCCAUCGGAGUGACCAAACCUGGCCACAGGAAGAAGAUCUCCCUGGAGAUCGGCCGGCUGAGCCUCCCUGAGUGGCUGCCUGACUACACUCCUUCGGAGCUGGGGGAGUGGCUGAGUGUGAUCGGACUGCCUCAGUACCAGAGGAGGCUGUGUGAAAACGGCUAUGACUCCAUCUCUAUCGUCAAAGACAUCACGUGGGAGGACCUGCAUGAGAUAGGCAUCACCAAACUGGGCCACCAGAAGAAGCUGAUGUUAGCGGUGAAGAGACUAUGUGACCUGCAGCGUUCUCGUAACCAUGCUGACAGAGCUGGAGGCGGGACCCUCCAGCGCAAGCCCCCCGCAGCCCUGGAGCUGGUGGCCAUCGAAAACACACCAACACACACUCUGCACACUCACACUCCUUCUGACGACUGCUGCCCCUCCCCUCGCUCUCCCAGGACCCUGCUCUCCUUCCAGGACAGCGAGCUGAGCGCCGAGCUGCAAAGCGCCAUGAUGGGCAGGGCGCUGGGGGGGUCUGCAGAGGCGUUCAGCAUCAGGGUGGGCUCUGCAGCAGCCAUGUAUGUCAGUCAGGAGAGCAUCAGCACGUGGUCCCGAGGCUCCGGGAACUCAAACUCAGGAUGUUCUCGAAACCCAUGGAAUGCAGGGACUGCCAUGCACUCAGAGGAGAGUGGGGGGGGGGAGGAGGGGCGUGGGGGGAGCAGUCCUGGAGUCAGGAGCAGAUACAGACCCUCAGAGAUGUUGGACCGCUGUCGCUCUGCCACCCCCAACAGUGUCCCCUUCGCCCCCCUUAUCCCUCCCAUUACUCCCAGCAAGAUGCCCUGCGUUGCCUACCCGCCCCCACCCCCCAAGACCAAACACCAGCCCUCCUCCCCCACUUCUCCUUCCCCGCAGCCUGCCCCCACGCAGACGGCCUUCAGUUACCUCCACGCCCAGGCGGGGGGGGUCAGCGGGGCCCCCUGGCUGCUCUCCAUGCCUCUGCCUGGAGCCGUCCCUCUGCUGGCCCCACGGCCUGCCCGGGACCCGGCUCGCGAAGGUCCGAAGGGGGGCCCUCACAAGAAACGCGCCCAGAGCCUGACCCGCUACGCUCUGUCUGACGGAGAGCCAGACGAAGAGGACGACGCGCCCCGCCCCUGCUCCUCAGCCCCCCCCUCAGCCAUGCCCUCCUACGCCACGCUGUCCCGCAGGCCGGGCCGCGGGCACACCAGCGCCACAGGGGGGGCCCAACGCCACAUCAACCGCAGCCAAUCAUUCGCAGUGCGCUCCAGACGCGAAGGCCCGCCCCCAGUCCCCCCCAAGAGGAUGAGCUCUGUCAGCGGUGGCCCGACAUGCAGUACCGAAGACGGGAAAGAGUCAGAAAUUAAAACCGGGUUGGGGGCGGAGGGCCCCGGAAUCGUGAAGAGCAUUGCAGCUCGACUGGAGGGGGGGUGCAGCAGUCCAUCCAGGAGGAUAGACAUGCCCCCCCCUCAGACCCCUCUGUCACCUGUCUUCCUUCCUGUGUCCUCCCCCAUUCCUCACAUCCUCCUUCAGCACAAAGCGGCCAAUGCUCUGGACCUGGAGGGCCUGAAGAGGACAAAUGUAGAGCCUGACAGACAGAGAGGGGGGGGCACAGAGGAGACACCUGGAGAGAGAGCUAGGAAGAGUGAGAGAGUGUCUCGGGGCGCUGCGUCUCCAAACCACAGUGGGGGGCAUCUCCCAUUCGCUGAAGAAGGAAACCUCACCAUCAAGCAGCGGCCCCGGGGAGCUGUGGCCCCCCCCGCUGAUGCUGAAGUCAAGACUCCGACCCCCCACACCCUGGAGCUCCCAGAGUUCAACCUGAAAGAGUCCGACACGGUGAAGAGACGACACCGACCCAGAGACAAAGACUCACUGACCCCCGAGGAGGCGCCCCCCCCCCAACAGAGAGGCUACAGCGAUGUCAGGGUGCUGAGCAAGGAUCCAGCUCAGGGGCCGGGGGAUAUGUUCCAGAGAGAGGGCUCUAUUGGAAAAGGCCCCAAGCCUCCAGUGUCCUCUAAACCUUCCAAACCUCUUAACCCCCCCCCAAACAGCAGACCAGCACCCCCCCAGAAAACAUUCUCCACAGGACGAGCUGGUGCACCAACAGCCAUUCCUAAACUGACCAGCGUUCAGGUCCACACCGUCUCCCCGAAGCUACACACACACACAUUUGCACAUUGCCCCAGACCUGGGAGUCCCCAGAGAGCUGCAGCCAGGCCCCCGCAGCCCGGCGCGGCCCCCCCCAGCACUGGCAGAGCGCUGCGUCCAGCCCCCCCUCAGCCCCAGGGGGGGGGGGCGGCGGCAGGUCUGGAGGUUCUGGCUCAGCAGAGGCUGGAGCAGACCAGCACGUCCCUGGAGGAAGCUUUCAAGGUGGUGGAGAACAAGGGGGGCGAUGUGGACAGUCCUGUGUCCCACAGCUCAGUGAAGGCAGCAGGAAACAUUCUGGACGACAUCAGCAACAUGUUCGAUGACCUGGCUGACCAGCUGGACGCCAUGUUAGAGUGACCCCCCAAACUCUGCCCCCCAGUUUCCCAGAGAGCAACAGAUAUCAGACAGAUGAUCCUUUGAUUCAAUAACAUAGAUACUUUUAUAGAAGUGCACAUUUUGAGGAUUUCCUGCACAACUGUUCCUCAUUAUUGCCCAGUUUUUCAACGGGAGCCCUUUGCCUCAGGACUCAGCUGAUGAUGCAACACUCCGGAGCAGCAGGGUGUCCUCACUCUAGGGAAUGAGAGUCCAUUGAGUUGGCCUGUAAAUGUAUCACUGUGUCAGAUAUCGAGUAUAUUUAUAUGUCUUUAUUUUUGUAUUAACAAAUACAGUUCGUAUAAUUUCACUGUUUCAAUCGUUCUCAUAUAUAUUAGCACAACUGUGUUGUAAAUAUGUUAUUGUUUAUAACAUAUGGCAAAUAUAGUUAUGUGGUAUUUAUAGCAGCGUAUUCCUGAUUUGAUUUACAGCUCUUCUCUCUCACACAAUGGAGAUGCUUUUAAACAUUUCAGAGGCAGUGACGUGUGUCGGAAUAUUUUGUUCGUUUCAAAGUGACUGAACACCAACACAGAAUUAUUCAAGACUUUUAUGUUAAAAUAUAAUAAAUUAAUAAAUUGAUCUAUUUUAGUAAAUGUAUAAUUUAAAAAGCAUUUAAACUAUGCAUUACAAAAAUGAAAGUUGUUCAAGUCUGUUGUAUUUUUUCAUUUUAAUUAAUAUUUCCAAUUAAUUGGGCAAAAUCAUUUAAAGGACAAUUUGCUUCACAACACACACCACCCCCCCCCCGCUUACUCAUCAUGGGUGAUGACAGUUGUUUAUUAAAAAAAAUAUUGAUUCAUGAUCAAUUUACUGUUUCAAAGGUGAAUAGUGCAAAACAAAGCAGACUUUGUGUCAUUUGAUCCAAAUGUUACAUUUAUCACUGUAACGAGCAGCAGAACAACAGAGCUCCACUGCAGAACAAUCACACAAACCACUGAGGAGCUUCAUUUCUCUCAAGUCAGUCAAAUAAAAUGUUUAUUUAUGUAUGUACAAUCAUCUAUCAAGAGCCAAAUGAAAAAUAAAAUGUGAUUACCUUGAAUAAUACAGGAUUUCAGACGCAGUCCCUCACAUACAUCAUGUUGGCAGUAAGGAGUUAUUCAUAUGAGGCAGAGAUAUUCUUUCAUUCUAGUUGCUGAUUGCAUUCAUCAAAAUCUGACAUUUAAAAUUCAACAGUCUUUCCCCUAUGUCCUAUUAAUCCUUUUGUUGUCCUUUUCAAGUGCAAACUACAUUAUUUGUCUCUUUAAAACAUUUUUCUUAAAGUAUUAUCAUUCUUUCCUGUGUGUGAACAUUAUUAAAACAAAGUGGAAAAGCUCAAUUAAAAAAAAAAAAAA
This is a messenger RNA of Trematomus bernacchii (emerald rockcod), 5954 nucleotides long. Its product is annotated as caskin-2-like. The record is from RefSeq and is a predicted model, not a curated record. Lineage: Eukaryota; Metazoa; Chordata; Actinopteri; Perciformes; Nototheniidae. The transcript is spliced from 23 exons. Gene Ontology annotation, molecular function: protein binding. The coding region runs from base 451 to 4611 and encodes 1386 amino acids.